This is a messenger RNA of Naegleria lovaniensis, 1200 nucleotides long. RefSeq lists its product as uncharacterized. NCBI's taxonomy places the organism in Eukaryota, Heterolobosea, Eutetramitea, Acrasida, Naegleriidae. The record is from RefSeq and is a predicted model, not a curated record. The coding region runs from base 1 to 1200 and encodes 399 amino acids. The transcript is spliced from 2 exons.
AUGAUUCGUGCUGGUGUGUGUACUAGAACAAGCGAAGGUUCCUUAUUUCAACUCCGGUUUGCUUAUUUCUGGGAUUUCACAGCUGUGAGACAAAACCUUAUUCGAAAAAAACUCACCACCAAGACGACCAUGUAUCCGAGUCGUAUUGUGAUGCUUACUUUGGUAGUACUGGUACUUAUGAUUAGUGGAGCUCACCUUUGUGAGUCAGAACCAAUAACGGCCUUGAAAACAGUGCAUCCUUAUUCACCCAACAUGAAUGUAUCGCAAGGAGAGAUUUAUGCACUCUACUAUGUUCAGUUUCUACAGCUUUUCAAAAUGAAUCCAUUCAAUGCACGUCCUUCUCCUGUAGGACCACCUGUGACGAAAGGAGAUCAAAUUCUCGCUCAGCAACAAAGUGAUAUCGAUUACAAGAAUCAAAUUUUCUAUACCACAACUUUUAACAGAACCAGUAACCGUGUGGAAUUAUUGGGACUGAGUUUACAAAGUGGAUUAAUCGUUCGAAGAAUAGACAUGUUGGUAGAUGCGAGAACUCCUUUGGUUGGACUUGGACAACUCGUCAUUGUCGAUCAAAAUACAGGAGGCGUUUUCGUCGUGGGUACAACUCGGCAACUCCAAACACAAAACAAAAUCGUGUUGUUGAAGGUCUCUCCUGAUUUUUCCCAAAUUGUGAAAUUAACUGAAAUGACAGCUUUUUUAGCAUCCGCAGGAGCGAAUGGUUUUGAUCCAGUGAAUCAUAUAUUGUGGCUUGAUUUGUAUCCAACAAGAUCCUCCCCAAUCGAUUACUUGUAUGCCUUUGAUGGGACCACUGGUCAAUUGUGGACACAAGUCGAGAAUAGAUAUCACAUGCAAACAAUGGAAUUCGAUCCAAUGACAGGUCUCAUGAUUGGUCUUGGGCUUGUGAAUGCUGCAAAUAAUACCUACACUCGAGCUUUGGUGACAUUGGAUAGUGUUCGUUUUCAAUUACUAACAGGUGCAGUGAUUGAGGGAAAUUAUUUCAUGAUACAAGCUCCAUUAGGACCCAUCAAUGUUGUGAGCAGAAAAAUGUAUUGUAUGAUGCAAGUGAAUGGAGCGACUAUUAAUGAUCCCUAUGAUUUGUUAACCAUUGAUUUGAAUCAUGGAAGGAUUUUGCACAAGGUUACCUUGACUCCAGAUGUGCCUAUUCCUUGGCAAAUGCAAGUUUUUAACAAAAGAUGGGAAUAA